Molecule: messenger RNA, 1346 nt
Organism: Pyrgilauda ruficollis (rufous-necked snowfinch)
Lineage: Eukaryota; Metazoa; Chordata; Aves; Passeriformes; Passeridae
Product: basic proline-rich protein-like
Exons: 2
Coding region: 279-1346 (355 amino acids)
Source: RefSeq, a predicted model, not a curated record
GGCCGGGACAGCGCGCCCGUGCCACGCCGCCGGGCAGGGCUGUCCCCAGAGUGUCCCCCACGCGCGACGGGAGGCACCGCACGCGCUCACGACAUCCCGGGAGCCCCGUCAGGGGCCCGGCCGCGGCGGGAGGAGCCGCGGGAAGAUCCCCGGUGGGAGAUGGAGCUGGACAUCCCGGGAGCGGCGGGGAGCGCGGAGAAGGGCCCCGGCCCCAUCCCGACACUGUCACCUUACCGGUGACACGGCCGUACCGGGGACGCCGCCGCCGCCGUGCCGCCAUGAGCGCGAGCACCGGGAGCGCGUCACGCUCGGUGUGUCACGGUGACAGCCACCUGCCGCCCUGCACCAUCCGCGGGACGGACCGGCGGCACCGGCAGGGCCCGAGCGGCGGCGGCGCGGGUCCCGCGGGUCUCCGGGUGAUGCCCGGGCCCCGACGACGGCCGGUACCGGCAGCGGUGCCCGGUGCUGCGCGGGGCCGGAGCGGAGCCUGCAGCUCCCGGCGCGCCGUACCGGCGCCGUGCCGUGCCGUGUCGCGGCCGUUCCGUGCCGUGCCGGGCCCGCGGGAGCCGCGGCCGGACGCAGGAGCGGCGGCCGCUGAGUCAGGCCGGGCCUCGCCGCCACCGGCCCCGCGGGACCGCUCGGCCUCGCCGCUCGGCCCGGCCCGUUCGCGGCCCGGCUCCAACCGCUCCAUCCCCGGCGUCACCGCACCAACCGGGCCCCUCACCCCCGGACGCUCCACGUCCGGAGGCCCCUCCGGCCUCGCCUGUCCAGCCCCGUUCGCGGCCCGGCCCCGCCGCUCCAUCCCCGCAGGCCCGCGGCCCCCCCGGCCGGUGCUGGCGGGCGGCGCGGCCGGUGCGGGGAUGCGGCUGAUGUCAGCGGCGCUGCCCGCUCCCCUCCUUGCCCCGCGGGCGGCCCCGCCGCACUCACCGCUCGGCCGCGGCCGCCGCCGCUCCGCUGCCCCCGCUCCGCUGCUCCGGGACCGGGACCGGGACCGGGCCGGAACCGCACGGGCCGACCGCGCCUGCGCCGCCCCCCCCGCGGGCGGUGCCAACCGCCGCGCCCCGCCCCCGCUGCCAUGGCAACGGGCGCGACCACGCCCCUUUGGCUCAUUGAAAUGGGUUGGUCACGCCCCCUUCGCCAUCGCAACAGGCAUGGACACGCCCCUCUUUGCUGCCAUGGCAACGUGCAUGGCCACGCCCCCUCCGGCCAUGACAACAUACAUGGCCGCGCCCCCGUCGCCAUGGCAACUGGGCCGACCAGCGCCCCCUGGUGGCGAGCGGUGGCGUCUGCACCCCCCGAACCCUCGGGGACCCCGAAACACCCCCAGACCCCUAAACAUCCCCUAA